AAUUGCUUUUAAGGCAUGUUCUCAUUCUAAUAAUUAAGUAUAAGUUUAAAUGAAUGCUUAAUAAAAAAUAUGAAUAAUUUUAAUUUUUUAUUUAAAUCAAUGCUUAAUUAUCGACAAUUACAAUAUCAUCAAAAAUUGUUUGAGACAAAUAUUUUUUUAUAAUUUAUAGCCUAAUUGGGUUUUGAUUAGAAAAUUAAAAAUCUAAUUUAAUCUAAUUUAGCUUGAGAUUUGCUAUGAUAUUUUUGUGGUAAUAUAAUAGCUGAAUAGUUUGGAAACAUAAAAAUAAGACUUGUAGUUUGCUACAUUUUAGUUGUUAUUUAGCUAUGAAUUAUAAGAAAAUUAGUUUGAAUUUUGCUAGGAAAUUUCAGUCAAGCCACUCAAUUCAAGCUACGGCAUAUAUGGUAGCUAAUCCGUCUUUAAUCUCCAACUAACUCUGUUUGAUAGAGACUUACUUCAAAUUAGCUACGGUUUUGGUCGUAGCUAGUUGUAAAUUUUCUUGUAGUGAACUUAAUUGAAACAUUGAAACUUUCUCUCAUUUUCUCCAUAUGAGCUCAUAUUUCAUAUCACAAUAUAAUUCAUUGAAUUUUUUAUUAGGGCCUAGCUACAGUAGUUACAUCAACUGAUUAAGAAAUCACGAUUUGUGAAUCAAAGGCUUCAAUUGAAACACCCAAACUUGUCUAUCGACAUGUCCAAUAGUGUUGCAUGCAAGGCCUUUAUAUCACGCACUCCAUAUAUGACCUAAAAAAAGACAGGAAGAACAAGAUAUAAAAAAAUGAGCAAAGACAAGUCCUCCAAGAAAUCUAAUCAACUAAUAUAAAAAAAACAUCACACAAUUUAAAUACUCACAAUUAAAUUAAGGGUUAAAUGUAAUUCACCCCCUGCCAUUAGGGCGAGUUUCGGGUUUGCCCUCCUGAACUUUUUUUUUUUAAGAAGACACCCUUAUAAAAGUGUAAAGUCAAAUUCACCACACCCUUUUACUCCACAUGCUGACUGGGCUUUGACUGAAAGGCUGACGUGGAAAAUGAUUAAUUGCUGAUUGUGUUAUCUUCUUCAAAAUAAACCCAUGUGUGUUCAAGGUGAUUCUGGCCUUGUCCUCACCACUGAUCCAAAGCCACGGCUUCGUUGGACUGUCGAACUCCAUGAACGCUUCAUCGAUGUUGUUGCUCCGCUUGGAGGACCAGAUAGUACUCAUCUUUUCCUUAUGUUCUUUUAUUUCAUGUGGUGCAAAUUAUAUAUGUCGAACUCCAUGAACCCCUGUUCUUUUAAAUUGUCUUUAAUUCUACUUUUUCUAACAAUACAAUUAGCAGUUUGUAUCUAUGUUUUAUUAAAUGGAGGAAUUUGGAAUAAGGCUAGUAUUAUUGAUUUUGAUUUGCUUUUGUUCACUUUAUGCAAAAAGAAACAUGUCAUGCAGGCUCAAAAGUUUUUCGAUCAAAUCAAGAGCCGGUUCUCGUUAACAGCUAAAACAUACAGCAUUCUGAUUUCUGGAUGGGGUAAGGUUGGUGAUUCAGGGAAGGCCCGUGAGCUGUUUGAAGAAAUGCUUGAGCAAGGAUGUGACGUGGAUUUGCUUGCUUAUAAUAAUAUGUUAGAUGCCCUUUGUAAGGGAGGCCAUGUGGAUAAAGCUAUGGAUUUUUUUAACGAUGUGUUGUCAAAGAGUGUUGGGCCAGAUGCGUUUACUUACUCGAUAUUCAUUCGUGCAUACUGUGACGCAGAUAAUUUUACUUUGGCAUUGAAAUGCAACUGCACUGAGAAAAAAAUACAUGUGGAUCAAAUAUUGGAAGUGCUUAAUUUUUAUCUGUGGCAGGUUCAAAAGCAUUUUCAAUUGAGGAUUGAGGCUCAAGGAAAGUACAUGCAGAGUAUAUUAGAGAAAGCUUAUCACACACUUGCUGGAGAAAACAUGGCAGCUGCAGCUACAAAUUUCAAGGGAAUAAAUGGUAGUGAUGAGGAACAGUUCGAGAGACCAACCCUUGAAGGAUUUAUGCCAACUAAUAAUAAUAAGACCUUAAUCAUUUGCCACAUCAGCCUUUCAGUCAAAGCCCAGUCAGCAUGUGGAGUAAAAGGGUGUGGUAAAUUUGGCAUUACACUUUUAUAGGGGUGUCUUAAAAAAAAAAAUUCAGGGGGGCAAACCCGAAACUCGCCCUAAUGGCAGGGGGGUGAAUUGCAUUUAACCCUUAAAUUAAUAGCAAUAUUUCAAUUUUCUGUCAACAUGUUUCUGAAUUUCAAAUAAUUAGAUAAGAGUGUAUAAAGUACUUAGUAUUGUAGAAAAGAUAGAGCAUUCUAUUGUAUUUAGUAUUUACCACUAAAAUAAAAUGACACUUGUGGUAGUGAUAUGUUCAUUAUAAGAAGAUCUUUAAGAUGUGAAUAAUAUUAUAUUGGCUCAUAUAAAAUCAAAAUAUUCUUAAGAAUUAUUUCAGAUAUAAUAGCAAAAGGAGUCUCAAAAUUUAAAUUUAACUUUCCUGAGCAUGGACUCCUCACAUUAAGCUACAACGACUUCCUCUGCUAUGAUCUAGCCAUCACAAUUGGACUUCACUUGUUUGAUCUCUUCACAACAACUCUGACAAAAUUAAUACAUAAGAGCAUAACAUGUUAGGAUAUAAAUAUCACAGAAUUAGUUAGGGAGUU
This is a messenger RNA of Vicia villosa (hairy vetch), 2619 nucleotides long. RefSeq names its product pentatricopeptide repeat-containing protein At5g12100, mitochondrial-like. Gene Ontology annotation, molecular function: protein binding. NCBI's taxonomy places the organism in Eukaryota, Viridiplantae, Streptophyta, Magnoliopsida, Fabales, Fabaceae. The transcript has 3 exons. Bases 1064 to 2089 code for a protein of 341 amino acids. The record is from RefSeq and is a predicted model, not a curated record.